GUGUGGCAUUCCAAUCUCCUCUUUUGCUCGUCGCGCCCUGUUCUUAGGGUUUGGGGUUUAGGGCGAGGCGAUCGUGCGCGCAGGCGCGAAUGCGAGGGCGGCAGCGCGCGUGGGGAGCAAUUCUUCGCGAAAUCCUUCUGGCUUUCAGGUCCCAGCAGAUCCAAUGCUACUGCUAUCCCCGCUCCUGCUUCAUGCAUGUGUUUGACAAUGCCAAGUAGAGCGUCCGCUGGAACAGGAAGUAGUCAUGGAUCUGAGUCUCGGUCGUCUCAUCUGGACAAGCAUGUGCACUUGACAAAUUGUAUUCAUCUGAGAAAUCGGUUUCAUGUGCAGAGGCACAAGAUGACGGUGGAAGCAAGACACCACCUGAGUGCCGGUGGAGUAGCAGCAGCGGGCCUCCCUCUGAUGAGGGAACUUACAGCUCUCAGCCGAACCCGUUCGCUCAGGGACCCUUCUACCAGCUCCAUCCUUAAGUCGCCGCUGAUGAAAGGCUCCAGUCCAGGGGCACGGAAGCUGGAGCAGGCCUUGCGAGGUAAAGAUAAGAGUACAGUAGCUACUGACCAGCAGCAGGAGCACAGGAAUGACUCACAGACAGGAAGUAGUAAUUUUGAGGCUAACAGGGGUGGAGAGUCUUACAAGUCGGCAGCGGUGUCCGAAGAUCAAGACCCCUUGACCAAAGUUACAAAGCGAAACAGGAAAGUUCACCAGGAUAGGUCCUCACUUGGCAGCCAUGGAAGUGGAAGCCUCUCUAGGAAGAUUGUUACUCAACUCCAGCAGCAGCAGCAGACUUUAGCUACGAAUGUACAGGGACAGAGCCCUUCUCCUCUGUCUCUGGGUGUCUACGACGAUCCCAGCAUUCUCCUCAAGUUCGCUGCUGGUCCUGCUGCUCCGAGAAGAAAAAGCAAGAAUAACUCUUUUGAGAGUGAUCCGGAAGCAUCGGCCGAGGAUGAGGUAGAGGAGAAGCAACAGGUCCAGAAAGUAAACGCAAGGUCCCGGUCACAUUCUCCGUUGCUGUCGUCCAGAGAUAUUUCCAACAAAAGCAGGUCUCCAGUUGUCUCACGAGAAAUUGCUAACACGAGAGCCUUCAGCUUCCCAGAUCCCGGUCAACAGCACUACCACUAUACAGGAACCAACGAAGAUGAGUUGGAGUGCUCGCAAGAACCAAAGCACGGGUGUGGGAUACCGUGGAACUGGUCCCGUCUGGGCCAGAAACCGAAGGGAAAAGGUUUCCUCGACAGCACGGGUAAAAUGCUUCGUCCGGAAGUUUUAGCAAGGAGGAAGGCUGGAGAGCAUACUCUCUCAAGAAGCCAGUCCGAGUCAGGCCGGGAACUCGCUACGGCUAUGUUCCAGCAGGACUGUCUAUCGUAUUCUUCUGCCGGAAACUCGGACGCUGAGGCUCUUCCACUUUUGACAGAACCAGAGGCAUCCGUAAGUGGUGACGUCGCUGCUUCGUCAGUAGAAGUUGACAGCGACAAUGUCGUAGCGGCGAGAGGAGAAUUAAACCCGAGGGGUAUUUUAGCACCGAAAGGGAGGUCUCAAGUUACGACGGAAGCUCUCCAGGCAAGGUUGCGAGAACGGCUGGCCUGGAUAUCCGAGCGAAGGGUGGUAGAAGGUGGUGGCAGUGAUUUUAGGCAGAACAAAAGCUUAAGCUACAAGUACCGGCCAAAGACGUUUCGAGACAUGGUUGGCCAGAACGUGGUGAUGCAGUCGCUCGCAAAUGCGGUUCUUAGAGGACGCAUCGUUUCGCUCUAUCUGUUUCAAGGUCCGCGGGGCACAGGCAAGAGCUCCGCAGCUCGGGUUUUCGCUGCUGCUUUGAACUGCCUUUCCUCCGAGGAGCUCAGACCGUGUGGCCUGUGCCGGGAGUGCGUUGCGCUGAACCUUGGCAAGAGCUUGGACGUUCGAGAAUUCGACGCCUCGAGAUUCAACGGCCUAGGCAGCGUGAAGGAGCUCUUGGAAGUUGCGAUUCUACCUCCCUCCUCUGGUCGAUACAGGCUUUCGGUCGUGGACGAAGUUCACACUCUGACUGCCGAGUCGUGGAAUUUCUUCCUGAAAGGCAUGGAAGAGCUUCCGGGGAACUCGAUCGUGAUUUUGAUAACGAGCAACCCAGAGCAGCUACCACGGACGCUGGGUUCAAGGUGCCAAAAGUAUCCGUUUACCAAGCUCAAGGACCCGGACAUUAUCAGCAGGCUGCAGAAGCUGGCGACGAAAGAAAACAUCGACAUCGAGAUAGAAGCUCUUGAACUCAUUGCGUCGAGGUCGAAUGGAUCACUCAGGGACGCGGAAAUGACCCUCGACCAGCUUGGCCUUUUGGGACAAGUAGUGACACUGUCUACAUUGCAAGAACUUGUUGGGCUCCUUCCCGAUGACAAGCUGAUGGAUUUGCUGGAUUUUGCUCUUUCCGGAGAUACCGUGAGCACCGUAAAAAGUGUGAGAAAUCUGCUGGAAUCUGGUGUCGAGCCUCUCGCUCUCAUGUCGCAACUAGCUACUCUUAUCACGGACAUGCUUGCGGGGAGCUACAAACCGGUUUUAACUCAACGAAAGAGGCGUUUUUUUCACAAAAUUACGUUGAGCAAAGAAGACUUGGAGAGGCUACGACAGGCUUUAAAAAUACUUUCUGAAGCGGAGAAGCAAGUCCGGGCUUCAAGCGAUCAAACUACCUGGCUAACAGCUGCUAUUCUUCAGUUCGCACCAGACCGAGCAUAUAUAUUUCCAGCAAGUUCUAGCGGCUCGAGUGCGACUCAGAGUCUCGUUGGCAACGACACAAGCGAGAAAGAAACCAUCGAAUCAGAUUCAGGAGCACUCAAGCAAGGGUGGGAACCGGAACACGAGCACUUUGAAAAUCCGGUGGAUGACACUGCGGUAUUUGCAAAACCGGAGGUACCUUGGGCCAACAAGAGCUUGUCCACUGUGCCGGAAGCAAGGAUACACCCAUACGUUCAAACGGCGUCCACCAACGACGGACACGACACUUGUGCUUUUGAUCAAAAAAGACUGGACGACGUCUGGCAAAAAGCACUGAAGAACAGCCGGUCCAAAUCCUUGAAGCAUUUGCUUCGUCACGGAAAAUUGAUAUCCUUAUCGAUGCAAGAAGUGCAAGCUACGGUUGAAAUCGAGUUCCAGCAUUCCAAACAGAAGGCCAAGGCUGAAAAGUCAAGAUCACGUAUAAGCCAUGCGUUUCAGUCGUCACUGGGUUGUCCCGUGGAGGUUCAAAUCAAACUGGCGUCAAAGCUACUCGAGCACGAUAAGAAACGCGUUUCACUGCAUCCACUUCGCGGUGACCAUCUCCACCGAAAGCCCGGUUUCGGUGUCAAGCGAGACGGAGAAACGUCACCAAGUCAACACUCUCAGCAGCGUCCUCAGGGAAUCGAAGAAGAGCGCCUGGAAACUGCCUGGGCUCGACAGAGCACACCAUCGAUAACUCCCUCGGAUCCUUCAUACUACUCGGCAGGGAAAGAAUGGAGCUCGGCUCCACCCGGUAGAGCUCCACUGGGCUUGGUGAUCCAGCGACAGGGACCGACGCUAGCCAAUCUCUCGGAGCGAGAAAGCCACAGCCAGGCCUCGCAGUACGAUCUCAAGUUCCAGAAAGUGAGGCACCUUGGUCCGGAAGUUUUAACUCCAAGAGAAGCAGGCUUCGAGCACGCCAACCUGAGGCUGGAAUCCCGCACAAAGUCCAACCGGCGGCUACUGUGCUGCUGGCGAUCGUCGCCAAGGUCAGACGAGGAAAAGCGACGCAGGAAAGAAGAGAAGAAGGCAGCGAAACAAAGACGACGAAGGCGGCGGCGCGCGUGUUUCUUCAUGAGAAUCGUCCCGUGCGCUGGGAGCCACGGCUGCAAGUCACUCUGCGCCUUCACACGCCAGCACGCCGCGUGAGCGCCACGUCACCGCACGUCCGCCACGUCACAGGGGAAUCUGCCAUGUCGGCCCGUCCGUACGGGAGGGGGAGCAGCCCGUACGAUCCUCCGAGAUACUAUAGCUAGCAAAGUAGUUGUUUUUAAUUCUUUCCUUGUGCCAAGCCAAACAAAACAUGGUCGCAUUCGUGCUGCGCCAUCACAUCGCACUCAAAGUCGAAA
Messenger RNA from Selaginella moellendorffii, 4067 nucleotides. Its product is annotated as protein STICHEL-like 4. The transcript has 8 exons. The coding region runs from base 196 to 3867 and encodes 1223 amino acids. Gene Ontology annotation, biological process: DNA repair; DNA-templated DNA replication. The record is from RefSeq and is a predicted model, not a curated record. Gene Ontology annotation, molecular function: DNA binding; DNA-directed DNA polymerase activity; ATP binding. Lineage: Eukaryota; Viridiplantae; Streptophyta; Lycopodiopsida; Selaginellales; Selaginellaceae. Gene Ontology annotation, cellular component: DNA polymerase III complex; nucleus; DNA replication factor C complex.